This is a messenger RNA of Scatophagus argus, 4079 nucleotides long. RefSeq names its product nuclear transcription factor, X-box binding 1 (gene nfx1). Gene Ontology annotation, molecular function: zinc ion binding; DNA-binding transcription factor activity, RNA polymerase II-specific; RNA polymerase II transcription regulatory region sequence-specific DNA binding. The transcript is spliced from 23 exons. The record is from RefSeq and is a predicted model, not a curated record. Gene Ontology annotation, biological process: negative regulation of transcription by RNA polymerase II. Lineage: Eukaryota; Metazoa; Chordata; Actinopteri; Scatophagidae. The coding region runs from base 446 to 3724 and encodes 1092 amino acids. Gene Ontology annotation, cellular component: nucleus.
AUGCACAGGGAUUCUUAUGCUGUCUUUAGAUAAUGCUAAAUAACUAAUAUCUUGUUCCUGCAGGUUCGGCUCAUUCAUGGUCCAACUGUAUUUUUAAAACGGUGAUCUUUCUAGAUGGGGAUUCUGUAGUGGAAAGGUAUUUUAAGGUAGGUCAAAUAGGUUGAUUUUUCUCGGCCCUUGCGUUUUAUUUUUGAUUUUAUUUUGACCGGAAGUUCCGCUUUUGACUCGCUUAACGUAGCCUGUGGUAGCAUUAAGCUAGUGUUGAUAAGGUAAGUUGAGGAGGGUGAUAGUUUCUGUUUUAAAGGGAAUUCGUCUCAAUUUAAACAACCAGAGCGCAGCUGAAAAAUUGGAUAUUGUCGCGGAGCACCUGGACGCACUUGUCAUCUCUCACAAAACAGCUUAUUGUCCUCAAACUUGUGGCGUGGGAAAAGCAACAACCAACUGAAUGGCUGAGGGUAACUCCGACCCCCCUGAUCUUAGUCCAGAUGAUCAAAAACCCCAUCAGCACAAAUCCAGAAGAGGCCGGCCCAGGCACAACAAUAACAGAAACCUCAGCCCUCAUGACCCUUAUGAUCCUUCUCAACAAUAUGGACACUUUCACCAGGGCUUUCAACCCCCAUUUAGCCAUGAUUAUUCAAAUUAUGCAUUGCAUCAGCAUCCUUCCUAUCAAGAAGAAGAUGGAGCCAGAAGGCGUGGGAGAGGUAGAGGAAGGAGAGAAGGAAACAGAAGUGUAAAUGGUGGCUCCAGCUCCUGGAGGCAAAGACCUGGAGGCGACUCUGGCCCAUACAGUGGUAACAACAGAGGUGCGUGGGCCUGUCACUCAGGGAAACAUCCCAUGGAUGGACCUGAUUCACCCAACUGGCGAAGAGAAGAUGUGGGCAGAAAUUUGGAACAAAUCAAUGAAGACCAGGAUUCACAGGCUGAAAACCCCAGAAAGUUUAGCCAAGAGAAGAGAAGAGGACAACAAAAUGAAAGGGGUCCUCGCCUAAAAGACAACAUUACAUCAGUAAGGGGUCAGAGGUCAGACUUCACCAAAAGAGAACCCCCUGCUUCAGAUGUCACAGAAAGAACUGAGAGGAGCAGAACAGGUCCAGACUUUCAACAUGAUGAUCAUCAGAGGAAACACCCUGAGGCAACCAAACGUCAAGGACCAAUCAAAGCACCCAAACCACCAUCUCAGCACGAAACAGGCUCAGAGAGGGGGGCCAGUGUCCAAAAUGAUUCUGGCCCUGGCAGAUCAUCUCAGGAGCCUGCCUCUAAAGCUGGGCGAGGCUCAGGGCGACACACACCGCUUCAGGCCAGAGGAGGGAGAAGAACACCUCAUCAGAACCAGAGGCUGAGCCAGAGGAACUGGAACAAGAUACCAGAGAGCAAGGAGACACAGACAGGGUGUCUGAUUGAACAGUUGUCAGAGGAGAAGUAUGAGUGCAUGGUUUGCUGUGAUGUCAUCCGGCUCAUGGCACCGGUGUGGAGCUGCCAGAGCUGCUACCACGUCUUCCACCUGAACUGCAUCAAGAAGUGGGCGCGAUCCCCGGCCUCUCAGGCAGAUGAUUCAGCUGAAGGUUGGCGUUGUCCGGCCUGCCAGAAUGUCACACUGAAACAUCCAACCUCCUACACCUGCUUCUGUGGUAAAGUGACAAACCCGGAGUGGCAACGCAGUGAGAUUCCCCACAGCUGUGGUGACAUGUGUGGGAAGAAAAGGAGUGGUCUGGACUGCAACCACCCCUGUAACAUCUUGUGUCACCCUGGACCUUGUCCACAAUGUCCUGCCUUUGUAACAAAGUCCUGUAUCUGUGGGAAGACCAGUCAACCAGUUCGCUGUGGCCAGGGUACUGUGCUGCGGUGUGACAAGGUGUGUGGCGCCUUACUAAACUGUGCUAAACACACCUGCACCCAGGUGUGCCACAGUGGGGCUUGUCAACCCUGCCAGCUGCAAGUUCAGCAGGUUUGCUACUGUGGUGUUACCACUCGCCAAGUCCUGUGUGGCACAGAUAAGGAAGGAUUUGAUGGGUCGGGGCAUUUCUCCUGUCAAAAAAUAUGUGGGAUGAUGUUAAACUGUGAAGCUCACCGGUGCCAGCAGGUGUGCCACCGUGGUCAGUGCCAGCUGUGCUCACGCUCCCCGAGCCUGGUGAAGACAUGUCCCUGCGCUCAGACACCUCUGGCCAAACUCCUGGAGCUGGGCUACCCUGAAAGACAAAGCUGCUCUGAUCCCAUCCCCUCCUGUGGAAAGACAUGCAACAAACCCCUGGCCUGUGACUCCAGCGACACCAUCCAUCUGUGUGAGAAGUUGUGCCAUGAAGGCAGCUGUGGGCCAUGCUCCCUGACCUCUACUGUCAGAUGCAGAUGUGGCUCCAAGACCAAGGAGAUCCCGUGUGCAACAAUCCAAAAAGAGGAGGAACUCAUCUUCACUUGUGAGAAGCGCUGCAACAAGAAACGCUCCUGUGGCCGACACAAGUGUGGCGAGCUGUGUUGUGUGAGUUUGGAGCACAAGUGCCUCUUGAUCUGCGGCUACAAGCUCAACUGCGGCCUCCACCGCUGCCAGGAGCCUUGCCACCGUGGAAACUGUGAUCCCUGCUGGCAGUCCAGUUUUGAUGAGCUGACGUGUCACUGUGGGCUCACUGUCUUGUACCCGCCCAUCGCUUGUGGCACAAAGCCUCCAGAGUGCAAAAACUUGUGUACAAGAAGACAUGAGUGUGACCAUCCAGUGUUUCACAACUGCCACAGUGAAGAGAAGUGUCCACCUUGCACAUACCUCAUCCAGAAAUGGUGCAUGGGAAAGCAUGAGCAACGCAGCAACAUCCCAUGUCAUCUGCAAGACAUUUCUUGUGGCCUGACGUGUAAUAAAAUGCUGCCGUGUGAAAAGCACCGCUGCAAACGAAUCUGCCACCGGGGCGAGUGUUUGGCAGAGGGCAGCUGCCAGCAGCCCUGCACGCUGCCUCGUCCAGACUGUGGCCACCCGUGUGCCGCUCCCUGUCAUCAAGGCAGCAGCUGCCCACGCACCACCUGCACUGCCAAGGUGGCUUUACAGUGUGAUUGUGGUCGAAAAAAGGAAACCGUAAUCUGCACUGAAGCGACCAGCUCAUAUCAGAGGUAUGCAGCUAUUGCUAUGGCCAGCAAACUGUCUGACAUGCAGCUUGGCGACUCCAUGGACAUUGGCCAAUUUCUCACUAAAAAGGAAAUGAAACAGACCAGGCUUGAAUGUGAUCAAGAGUGUGCUACUCUGGAGAGGAACAGGCGUUUGGCAGAGGCUUUGCAGAUCGACUCCUCUUCGGACCCGUUUAACGUCCGCUCCACCUCUGUGUACAGCGACAGCCUCAAAGAGGAUGCCAGAAAAGACCUGAAAUUUGUGACAGAAGUAGAAGAAGAGAUCAAGAAUCUUGUUGAGCUUGCUAAUAAGGGAAAACAACCAAAGAGGAGCCACUGCUUCCCACCCAUGAACAGAGAACACCGGAAGAUCAUCCACGAGCUGGCCGAGGUCUACGGAGUGGAGAGCGUGAGCUACGACAGCGAGCCCAAACGCAACGUGGUCAUCACAGCCCAAAAGGGGAAGGCCGUCUGCCCGAACUCAACCUUGACAUCAGUGAUCGAGCGAGAGACGGCUGCGAGGGCCCCUCCUCCCAUUGCUCAUAUCAAACAGCACAGCAACAAGGCCGCCAGUGGAAGUACUUGGUCGAAGAUGGUUAAAGAAGAGCCUCUAAUUGAUUACUUUGAUGUCCAGGACUAAAAUAAGGCCUAAAAAAGGAACCCUCAGGAUCCGUUCAUAAAUACACCAGUCAGUGUUCAUCAAAGAUCAAUAAGUGUAGCAGAGGUUCUGCAAAGCCUCUCUUACAAUAAAAUUUAAUCAAAUAAAAUUAUCUUUGCAAAUAUCUCUCAGAUCGCCUAAUGGGAACACCCGCAAUUGUUAUAUCCGGGAGGAGCACUUGAAUGAGUGCCGAGUCAAGUGCUCUCCUUGCAUUUAUAAAGCUGAUUCAGUCUUGUGCAGAUUCUGAAGAAGUUUCAUUUUGAAAAGUUCCUGAUUGUUUUCUUUGCCUUUACCUUUGUGUGCAUCCAGUCCUUCAUUAAAGUCAACUUAAUAAAAA